This is a messenger RNA of Artibeus jamaicensis (Jamaican fruit-eating bat), 2158 nucleotides long. It is a transcript of the gene PUDP, whose product is annotated as pseudouridine 5'-phosphatase. NCBI's taxonomy places the organism in Eukaryota, Metazoa, Chordata, Mammalia, Chiroptera, Phyllostomidae. The coding region runs from base 164 to 859 and encodes 231 amino acids. Gene Ontology annotation, molecular function: phosphatase activity. The record is from RefSeq and is a predicted model, not a curated record. The transcript is spliced from 4 exons.
CGCGAGCGCGAGGAGGACCCGGGCCGUGCCUGCGCUGAGCGUCUAGGCGCGCAGAGCGCGGCCCGGAACGUGCUUGCGUGCGUGGCCCGUCGGGGCCGGCAGACGGGCGCGCGCACGCGCGCCUCCUCCCCACCCCCACCUGCCCGAGAACGGCGACGACACAAUGGCGGCGCCCUUGCAAGUACCGCGGCCCGUCACCCACCUACUCUUUGACAUGGACGGCCUUCUUCUGGACACGGAGCGGUUCUAUUCGGUGGUGUUCCAGGAAAUCUGUGGCCGCUACGGGAAGCAGUACACCUGGGCCGUGAAGUCCCUGGUGAUGGGCAAGAAGGCCCUGGAGUCCGCGCAGAUCAUCAUAGACGAGCUGCAGCUGCCCAUGGACAAGCACGCGCUGGUGGAGGAGAGCCAGGCCCGGCUCAAGGACCUGUUCCCCACGGCGGGGCUGAUGCCAGGGGUGGAGAAACUGAUCCGCCAUCUGCACAAGCACCGCGUGCCCAUGGCCGUGGCCACCAGCUCCGGGACCGUGUCCUUCGAGAUGAAGACCCGCAAGCACAAGGAGUUGUUCGGCUUGUUCGACCACAUCGUCCUAGGGGACGACCCUGAAGUGAAGAACGGCAAGCCGAGCCCAGACAUCUUCCUGGCCUGCGCGAAGCGGUUUUCCCCCCCUGCCCCCCCGCACAAGUGCCUCGUCUUCGAAGACGCUCCCAACGGGGUGGAGGCGGCCCUGGCAGCCGGGAUGCAGGUGGUGAUGGUGCCCGACAAAAACUUGCAGCAAGACCUCACGGCCAAGGCCACCCUGGUGCUGGGCUCCCUGCUGGACUUCCAGCCCGAUCUCUUCGGGCUGCCGCUCUACGAGUGAGGGGCUCCAGCCCUGCGUCUGCGGGCACGCCCACUGCCCCGCCCACUGCCCGCCCCGCCCACUGUGCCGGCCACACUGCCCCUGCAGCCACAGAGGAAGGCGGACUUGUGAACGCCCCUCCCACCAUGCUAAUGACCCUCACUGCGCCUGCAGACCGGCGGGAGCAGAGCCCCGCACUUCCCGUGGGGCAGUCACCGCGUGCUUGCGCUCCGGGGGUGCUGCAAGGGUCACGUGCACUGAACGCACGUACGCACAUACACGCUUACACGCAACUGCACAUGCAUGUAUGGUGCGUGUAUGUGCACACACCAAACCACAUUCCCGUACAUGGAGACAGCGAGACAUGAUGGCCAUGCGUACCGUCCCCCACACCCUGACGUGUGUGUGAAGCGCUCAUGUACAUGUCUGUGUUCUUCAGUGCACAUGUGUGCAGGUGUGUGUGUGCACACAUUCUGCACUGCUGCCCCCAGCCCUGUCCCUCGUGCUGUGGCUGCCGACCGCACUGAGGGCCACUUAUGUCGCUUUCUUGUCCCAGGGGCAGUUCUCUUCGCUUUGUAAUCCCAGGGGCCAUUCUGUUUGGUUUCUGACCCGAGGGGCAACGCUGCUUGGUUCCUCCUCCGCGCAGGGAGAGCAUGGCACGCACGGGCCCCUGGGAAACCACUCCCGUCGUUGGGAAGUCCUCUCCUGGGGUGUCCUCAGAGCCCCGGCUGCACCUGUGUUCAGAGGCUGCCUCCCGCCAUUCUCCAUGCGGGCUCAGCGCAGCCCGGACCGCCCGCCCCCUUCAGGGGCGGUUCUGUUUGUGGCCCGUGCUGGGGGGCCGUAGGCUUCGACGCCAGGUGUGACCUGGAGCCACACUGCUCACGUAGCAGCCCUGAGGCCCUGGCCGUGAACCCCUCUCUAAUGCCUACUCUCCUGCGAUGAAAGGGAGAACCCCCACCUCAGGGCUGUGCCUGCCCUCGCCCCCUUCCACACCGUCUCUGUCCUUGUCACGGGGCUGCUUUCCUGCUCUGCAGGGUGCAGAAAGGCCGGGGUCGUGCAUGUGACGGCCGGGGGAAGGGCGCCUCUCCACGGGGCCUGUGCCGCGGGCCAGCUUUGCCAGGCUCCACCAACGCUGACUCCCGCUCUUGCAGCCUGCGCCUGGGACCCCUCCCCGCCGACCCCUCCUCACGUCCGGCUGCUUCCCUCAGUGGGUCAUUUUACUUGAAUACAAUGUUUGACGUUUGUUCACGUUAUAUUUGUAUGGAAGUAUGAUUUUUGCCUUAAAAAUGAUCCUCUAAUAAAUGAAAAACCUACGUGCGA